AUGACGGUGAUAGACUUGAUCACGAGAGUCGACGCUAUUUGCAAGAAAUACGAAAAGUACGAUAUCGAUAAGCAAAAAGAGGCCAACGUCACCGGCGAUGACUCUUUCGCCCGCCUUUACGGCGUCGUUGAGUCCGAAAUCGAUGCCGCUCUCCAGAAAUCGGAAGCUGCUGCAACGGAAAAGAACAGGGCUACGGCGGUUGCUAUGAAUGCGGAAAUUCGUAGAACAAAAGCUCGACUGCUUGAAGAACUCCCCAAAUUACAACGACUAGCUCUCAAAAAGGUAAAGGGGCUUUCAAGAGAAGAGCUUGAAGCUCGGAACGAUUUGGUUUGUUCACUGAAAGAUAGGAUUGAAGCAAUACCGGAUGGAUCAACAGCUGCAGCCAAGCAAAGUGGUGGUGUUAGUGGGGGUUGGGCAGCUUCAUCUUCUUACACUGGCAUUAAAAUUGACUCAUCUUCAGAUGGGGCAUUCGAAAGUGAGUACUUUCAACAGACUGAAGAGUCUGACCGCUUCAGGCAAGAGUAUGAAAUGCGCAGAAUGAAACAGGAUCAAGGUUUGGAGGUUAUAGCAGAAGGUUUGGACACGUUGAAAGACAUGGCUCAUGAUAUGAAUGAGGAAUUAGACAGACAAGUACCAAUGAUGGAUGAAAUAGAUGAGAAGGUGGAUAGGGCAGCCUCUGAUCUGAAAAGCACGAAUGUGAGACUUAAGGAUACUGUUAACCAGCUGAGGUCAAGCCGCAACUUUUGCAUUGAUAUCAUCCUCUUGUGCAUAAUUCUUGGUAUUGCUGCUUAUUUGUACAAUGUGUUGAAAUGAGACAAUCUUUCUACAUCUAGUACCACGAUUUUGCUCUUCUGUUCUGCUAACGGGAUCCAUUUGGUAGCUUAGAGCCAACCCAUGGUGUUGGUAAGAAAAAUUUACUUCCAUAUACAAAAUAAAACUGUUGAGGAGCUGCAACUCUGUCGUUUAGUACAACGGAAAAAACCUGUGAAAAACCCGAGAAGUACCUGACGCAUGCGUAUGAACCUAGCAAACCUAUUUGCAUAGAACGUAGUAGAAGUCUAGAACUGGGACAAGAAUCCUCUCCUCGGAUCUCAAUCAUGUAAAAACGAAGGCAACGGUUGGUUAGUUGUUACUUUCUUGUUUGUGUCGUGUUUCUCGUACUUGUUCUAUUAUUGAAGUCUUUAUAGGGCACAGCCAAGGACUCUUAAACAACUGAAAACCGCAUCAUGCUGUUAUUAUUAUCGGAUUGUCCUUGGCAGCAUUGUCUGCCAGUUGCCACCUCA
Molecule: messenger RNA, 1283 nt
Organism: Theobroma umbraticum
Lineage: Eukaryota; Viridiplantae; Streptophyta; Magnoliopsida; Malvales; Malvaceae
Product: syntaxin-71-like
Biological process (GO): vesicle fusion; intracellular protein transport
Cellular component (GO): endomembrane system; membrane; SNARE complex
Molecular function (GO): SNARE binding; SNAP receptor activity
Source: RefSeq, a predicted model, not a curated record